AUGUCUUCGCAGAAUGUUGAAAAUCCGGAAGUUAUUAUGAAAGAAGAAAUAAAUCGUGUUAUGGAAGAUGUUGAUACUACUGUACACGAAUUUGACCCUGACGCUCCUCCUGAAGUAAAGGCUAAACAAGUUCAAGAGAGUAGCGGUGUUGAUCCUGCUGCUGCUUCUAGUAGUAAAACUACAGGAGUUAUUGAGGGUGAUACUACUAGUGCGAACCUUCCUGGAGCUUUACCUCAUUUAGCAGUAGAGUCUGCUUCUGAAAUUCCAGAAUGGGCACGUAUCGGUUGGAAAAAUAUUGUGGAACUUGAUUCAAAGGCCCCAGAAAAAGUAUUUUAUGAUGAAAUAUUAGGAGAAAUGUAUUUUGGUCAGCUUUGGUUAAAUGCAGCUGUUGUUUUUGUCGCAGUAUUUUCCACUUAUUUUGUCACAUUAUUUGGUGGUGGGCUUGGUUGGGUUCUUAUAAUUUGUGCUUUUGUUGCUACAUAUUUCAGAAACUCGGUUCGAAGAUUUCAUCGUAACGCACGUAGUGAUAUUGCACGUGAACUUGCAAAAGAAAAAUUGGAAACUGAUUCAGAAACAACCGAGUGGAUAAAUGAAUUUUUACAUCGCUUUUGGAUGAUAUAUGAACCAGUAUUAUCAGCAACAAUUGUACAAAUCGCUGACGGUAUAUUAUUAUCAUCGACACCUUCAUUUUUAGAUUCUAUUCGCUUGACAACUUUUACUUUAGGAUCAAAGGCUCCUAUUAUAGAAUCUGUUAAAUCUUAUCCAAAUGCUGAAGAUGAUAUUGUGAUCAUGGAUUGGAGAGUUUCAUUUGUUCCAAACGAUAUUGCCAAUAUGACUAGAGCUCAAUUAAUCAAAAAAGUUAAUCCAAAGAUUAUCCUCACUAUUCGCGUUGGAAGAGGAAUGGUAGGAGCUGGGCUUCCAGUCUUAUUGGAAGAUAUAUCUUUCUCCGGACUUAUGAGAAUCAAAUUGAAGUUGAUGAAUACAUUCCCUCAUGUAAAAACUAUUGGUUUGAGCUUCUUGGAAGAACCAAAAAUUGAUUAUGUUUUAAAACCAAUUGGUGGCGAAACUUUUGGAUUUGAUAUUGCCAAUAUUCCUGGUUUAUCUGACUUCAUUCGUAAUCAAAUUCAUGCUAAUUUACGCCCAAUGAUGUACGAUCCAAAUGUGUUUGUUUUAGAUGCUGAGUCUUUGGUUGGUGGUUACCCAAUAGAAACUGCUAUUGGUGUUCUUGAACUUAAGAUUAUAUCUGCAAAGAAACUUAGAAAUGUAGAAAGAUUCGGCACUUCUGACCCAUAUGUGAAAUUGACGAUACUUGGUCAAGCUGAAUUGGGUCGUACUAAAGUGAUUGAUGAUUCAUUAGAUCCGGUUUGGGACGAAACUCAUUAUUUAGUACUGAAAACAUUAAGCGAAGUCUUGAAAUUUGAAAUAUAUGAUGCUAAUGAAUUCACCGCAGACAAACUUUUAGGAAUCGCUACAUUUUCUUUAAAUAGCUUAAUUGAUAAUCCGGAACAAAAUCAAGUUACUGCACAAGUUUUAUUUGAGGGUAAACAAUAUGGAGAGAUUUUGUUCAAUGUUAGAUGGUAUCCUGUGGCAGUGGCAAAAGAAGGAGAACCUGUUCCUGAUUCUAAAGUAUUUGCAGGAAGCUGA
This is a messenger RNA of Entrophospora sp. SA101, 1644 nucleotides long. The record is from the annotation of a GenBank genome assembly. Lineage: Eukaryota; Fungi; Glomeromycota; Glomeromycetes; Entrophosporales; Entrophosporaceae.